AUGCCCCAGUCGUCGACUUCCACAACGCAUAUGCACGUUACGAAGUUAGCCUGCCAAAUUGAAAAGACGCUUCCGCACACACGCGCGAUUAGUGGCGGCGCGUCGCUGAAACGGUCCGGGUUAUACUACGGCAGACCGACGAAGGUGCGAACCUUUAUUUUCUCAGUGCGCAUCGGGCUUUCGGGAGGGGCGGUCGUUUCGUUCGACGGUUCCCCGAGUUUCGCCCGAUCUGCGCCGCGAACUUUCGACGGCCGCGACAGUAUGUACAGGAUAGCUAUG
Molecule: messenger RNA, 279 nt
Organism: Iphiclides podalirius (scarce swallowtail)
Lineage: Eukaryota; Metazoa; Arthropoda; Insecta; Lepidoptera; Papilionidae
Source: the annotation of a GenBank genome assembly